AGUAACAAGUUGCGGAGAGCGGCAGGCCGCUGGCAGCUGGGAGAGUUUGCGCUGCGGAGCGGCUGUGCCUUGGAAGCGCUGUCCCGCGCUUCUGCGUUCUGGGGAUUUUGUGGCUGGCUGGAAAUUUACCUUUCAUUUGAUUCUUUUUUUCUUCUGCACGCUUCAGAACGACAAAGUCCUGGAUGGUUAUGCUAACCAAAGCUCUCAGCAACCGGAUUGAAAUAAAAUAAUGAUAAUAAUGCACUGAAGUGUUUCUUUCCUUACCUUGUGGAUUUAACCCCAACAUUUCCUUUUCGUUUACCUGGCGUGGUUGGAUACAGCUUUUGGCUUGUCAUAUGCAUGCAUUUAAAGCUUAGGCUUCCAAGGGUGACUGGAAUCUCUAAUUGGAUGUAAAAAUAUCGACAGGUAUUGCGUUCUGUUUUUGUGUGGGGGGAAACCUUCACUAUGACUUCAGUGGCUGGAAAUAAGGAGAGGAAUGCGGGGACCACGAGAAGCCGCAAGUACGGGAUGACAGAGGCAUGCUCUCCUACCAAAUCCGCCUCCUCCUUCUCCCCUGAGACCUGGUACAGGAAAGCCUACGAGGAGUCCCGAUCCAGCAGCCGUCCUGCCCCAGAAGGAGCUGGAUCGGUUCCCGGCUCAUCUGGAACUCCGUCCCCGGGUUCCGGCACCUCAUCCCCCGGUUCAUUUACUGGUUCUCCCGGUCCCACCUCCCCUGGAAUCAGCACAGGCUCUCCUGGGUCUCUAGGUGGCUCUCCGGGCUUUGGCACAGGAUCACCGGGCUCUGGCAGCGGCAGCUCCCCUGGAUCGGACCGUGGGGUCUGGUGCGAGAACUGCAACGCGAGGCUGGUGGAGUUAAAAAGACAGGCACUCAAAUUGCUCAUCCCCGGGCCCCUUUCUAGCAAGGAUCCUUUAUUCCCAUCCCUGAUUCAUGACAAGCUUCAAGUGCCAAACACAACCCGCAAAGCCUGGAAUGACAAAGACAACCGAUGUGACAUCUGUGCCACACACUUGAACCAGCUUAAGCAGGAGGCCAUCCAGAUGGUUCUGACACUUGAUCAGACGACAUCCCUUGAGCAGUAUGACAUGUCUCCAGGAUCACCUCCUCUUUCUAACAUUCCAUCAUUGGGUGGCUCUCGUCAUGUGGGUGCCCUUCAGGCUCCUCGGGACUGGCCCUUUGUUCCUGCUGCUUAUACCCCAAAUCCAGGCUACACAGGUUUGCUGCCUGGCAAGCAUUCCAGCAAGCCCAACAGUCUUGGUAUUACUAACGGAUUGGAGAAGAAGACUGGCUCUCCUGGACAUUCUGGAAAAUCAGUCAGUCAGAUGCCAACCAGCCCCAGUAACGGCAACAACAUUAUGAGCUCUGUUGCAAUACAGGCCCACCAGUACCUAGAUGGGACUUGGUCCAUUUCAAGAGGCAAUGGAGUGACUCUAUACCCAUAUCAAAUUUCUCAGCUUAUGACCGAGAGUUGCAGAGAGGGUUUGACUGAAGCUGUUCUGAAUCGCUACAAUGCAGACAGGCCAUCCUUAUACAGCUUUGCAGGAUCCCAGAAUACCUACGUGUCCAGUGUUCCAUCUAGCGGGACCUCAGCUGCAGCCUCCUUCUUUGCCAGAGCUGCUCAAAAAUUGAACCUUUCCUCCAAAAAGAAGAAACAACGUCCCACUCCGUCCUAUGUGUGUGACCCACCUCUGUUUCCCACCAAUUUCAGUGGUAUUCUGCAGACAUCUCCACCACCUGCUCCACCAUGCUUGCUCCGAGCUGUCAACAAAGUCAAGGACAAUCCAGGCCUGGGAAAAGUGAAAGUGAUGCUCCGAAUAUGCCCAGUCUCAGCCGGAGAUACCUCAGAAUCCAGCUCAUUCUUGAAGGUGGAUCCUCGUAAGAAACAGAUCACCAUUUUUGAUCCAGUGAGCAACUGUCCUCCAAACUCUACGCAGAAGCGAGGAAGCCAAGUUCCACCAAAAAUGUUUGCUUUUGAUGCUGUCUUCCCUCAUGAUGCCUCACAGGCUGAAGUGUGUGCUGGCACUGUGGCGGAAGUCAUCCAGUCAGUUGUGAACGGAGCGGAUGGCUGUGUGUUCUGCUUUGGUCACUCUAAGCUGGGAAAAUCAUACACCAUGAUUGGAAAAGAUGAUUCCAUGCAAAACCUUGGAAUAAUUCCUUGUGCAAUAUCUUGGCUCUUCAAGCUGAUUAAUGAAAGGAAAGAGAAGACUGGGGCUCGCUUUUCAGUCCGCGUAUCUGCUGUGGAGGUUUGGGGCAAAGAUGAAAACCUUAAAGACCUCUUAUCAGAAGUGGCCACAGGCAGUCUUCAGGAUGGUCAGUCUCCAGGAGUCUACCUUUGUGAGGACCCCAUAUGCGGCAUGCAGCUGCAGAAUCAAAGUGAGCUCAGAGCUCCAACAGCAGAGAAGGCCGCCUUCUUUUUAGAUGCUGCUAUCGCUUCCCGCCACAGCAGCAAGCCUGAAUGUGAUGAAGAAGACCACCGCAACUCACACAUGCUUUUCACCUUGCACAUUUACCAGUAUCGCAUGGAAAAGAGUGGAAAAGGAGGCAUGUCCGGAGGCCGAAGCCGUUUGCACCUUAUUGAUCUCGGCAGCUGCGUGAAAGUGCCUGGUAAAACUCGGGAUGUGAGCACCGGACUCUGCCUCUCACUCUCAGCCUUGGGGAAUGUCAUUCUUGCUCUCGUCAAUGGCAGCAAACACAUACCAUAUAAGGACAGUAAGCUGACUAUGUUACUGCGGGAAUCCCUUGGUAAUAUGAACUGCCGUACCACCAUGAUAGCUCAUAUCUCUGCCACUGCCAGUACUUUUACUGAAACGCUUUCUACAAUCCAGAUAGCCUCCCGUGUGCUGCGGAUGAAAAAGAAGAAAACAAAGUAUACUUCUAGUUCUUCUGGAGGUGAGAGUUCCUGUGAAGAGGGGAGGAUGCGUCGGCCUACCCAACUGAGGCCGUUUCACUCUAAAAAUGUGGUUGACCCAGAUCUGCCUUUGCUACACUUAUCCAGUGAUCCUGACUACUCAUCAAGUAGUGAGCAGUCUUGUGACACUGUCAUCUAUGUUGGACCUAAUGGUUCUGCCCUGUCUGACAAAGAGUUGACUGAUAAUGAAGGACCUCCAGAUUUUGUACCAAUAAUUCCCUCCCUGCAGAAAAACAAGGUGGACCCAGUGAAGCAACAAGAUCUUCAAGAAGACAUUGGUGAAAUGUUGACAGGCAAGCAUGAAAAAGACUGCUUAAAGUGCAACACUUUUGCUGAACUGCAGGAGAGAUUAGAGUGCAUUGAUGGCAGUGAGGAGAUCAUUAAGUUUCCCUUUGAAGAGGUUCCUGCCCAAAAUGCAUCAAGCCAGUUGAUCAAAUAUGAUACAGUGCCAGCUCAGUUAGCAGAUAACAAAAUGGCUUCUGAGUCACACACAAACGAAAAGGUUGCCAAAAGUCACCAACCACAACACGAUUUGGAUGCUGUAGAAAAUAUGGGUGUGACUUCUUGUAAUUCUACAUUUUCUUUAAACAGUGUGACAGCAAGCUGUAGCAUGCAUUCUACCUCUUUGCAGAGGAUUCAAGGUUCAUCCCUGCACUGCAGCAAGGAAUCAGUGACCACCAGUAACUCCACUGACAAUAAACCUAGGCCAAUGGGAUCUCCCAGACUGGGCAUUGCCAGCCUAACCAAGACCUCUGAAUAUAAGCCUCCCUCCUCUCCCUCCCAGAGAUGUAAAGUAUACACUCAGAAGGGAGUUUUGCCAUCCCAAGCUCCACCAUCACCACAGAAUUUGAGCAAAGAAAAUGGGAGGUCUUCCACUGAAUCUCUCCUGCAACCUGAAGUUAGAACCUCUCCAGUUGGAAUGAGCCCUCAAGUUAUGAAGAAGUCAGCUUCAGUAUCCUGUGAAAGCUGUACCGAAUUUACAUUUAAUGAAGAGCGGUAUCUGGAGCCAGACUCAAAGAAAGAAGUCCAAAGCACUACAACAGUAACAGUGCAGCAGCCAUUAGAGCUGAAUGGGGAGGAUGAGCUUGUCUUCACACUGGUAGAGGAACUCACAAUCAGUGGUGUCAUGGAAAAUGGCCGCCCUACUAGUAUCAUAAGCUUCAACAGUGACUGCUCAGUCCAAGCCUUGGCAUCCGGGUCACGUCCAGUCAGUAUUAUUAGCAGUAUCAGUGAAGACUUGGAAUGCUUCACUAGCGAUUGCAUUGGUACGGCUACUGCAACUUCCGAAGUCAGCAUCACAAAAUUCUUGCCAGUGCCCAAAGGGGAAGUGGAGGCAGUUGUAUCAACCAGCCGGCGUUCUUCCAUUAGUUCUUGGCUCAGUGAGAUGAGUACCGGCAGUGAUGGAGAGCAAUCCUGCCAUAGCUUUGUGGCACAGCCAUGCUAUGCCCAGGGUGAAGCAUUAGCAGAACCUCAUCAUAAUGACUUUGUUAAGGGUCAGCAUGAUGAAUGUCAUUAUCUAAAUGGUGGAGACAUCUCAGUGGCAGAAAACGUAUUUGCUGAUACAGAAAUUUCAACAGAAAAGCACAAUUUAAAGAGAGCCAGCCCACACAGAAAUUAUAAAACAUCUGCACAGGGCAAAUCAACAGCUGCAGCUACAGUUCCUAACGUGUCAAGCCUGGAUGGUUCAGAGAGCUUUGCUGCUUUAAAGGCCAGUGUUGGUGUUCAUCCUUGCAGUGGUAUAAAUGCUGGACAUUUACAAGUGGCAGCUGAAGAGAGCACAGCUCUUAAUGCUUCUCAGAGUCAAGAUCCCAAAACAUUUCCUUCAGUUGCCUCCAGUGAGAUUAAGUUUCAUGAUCCUUGGCUGAAACGAGAAGAAAGCAAGGACACCAAUGGCAAAGAAGUUACUAUACCAGAUAAAAGAGCCUCUGAUCCUUUGAGGAACUGGAAUUUGACUGAAAGAUUUCAGUCAAACAGUGAAGCAUCGGGUUCUCCAGUAUUUUCAGAUAACAUGAAGAGAGUAGUUGAUGGCUGUGAAAUGUUUUUGUCAAAGUCUGGAAGUCAGAGCCCCGUGUAUUCCUCUGAUAUUCUAAGAACUGGAAGUCUUCCUAGAGGUUGGCAUCGUAUGAACAAACAAGAAGAUUCUGAGGAGAAUUUAUUGAGGUUUUUGGGCAUGGAAAGCAAUGGUAUAGUGGCUGCCACAUCAACACCCUGCAGCCCAAGAGCGACUCUAGAAAGAAGAUCGGCUUUAGCCAAGCAAUGCAUUCUCAGGCCUAAAGGAACACCACCUCUUCCACCUGUAAGGAAAUCAAGCUUGGAUCAGCGAAACAGAGCAAGCCCACAACAUAACACGGGUAGUAGCAGCAGCAGUCAAACUGAGGAAAUGGGUAGCAAUGGAAAACUUGGAAAGGGUCCAAAUGUGGAAAGUAGUAGCAAACUUUUCAGUGCUAAACUCGAACAGUUAGCUAACCGUACCAACUCCCUAGGAAGGUCACAUACUGGUCAUUAUGACUGCCUGUCACUCGAAAGGGCUGAGAGCCUCAAUUCAGUUGGUUCAAAAACUAGUCUUGGAAGAGACAGUACCAUGCCCAGAACUGGUCGCAGUGUGAAUCGAUCUUCUAUCUCUUCGCCCACUGGUGCUAGUGGCACCAGCACUGCUCCUCAGUUUCCAAAGGUUAGUCAAUCUAAGAUUUCUGCGGUCAGCAAGCUUCUCCUCGCCAGCCCUAAAGCUCGAAGCCUUUCAGCUUCUAGUACUAAAACACUUAGCUUCUCGACGAAGUCCCUCCCACAGUCUGUAAAUAGGAGUUCCAGCUUGCCACCAAAUGGAAAAAACCAAAUGUCUUGGUCCACACAGUCUUUGAGUAGAAACCGUGCCUCGGGACUGGCUUCUAAGUUACCUUUGAGAGCUGUCAAUGGUCGUAUCUCAGAACUGCUUCAAGGUAGCAUAGGCAUUCGUGGCAACCACCUUAGAGGAGCUUCAGAUUCAGAGGAGAAAGGAGGCCCUCCAGGAGAUGAAAAGCCAGUAGUUCAUACACUUCCAUCCCCCUACAGCAAGAUUACAGCACCACGGAAGCCUCACCGUUGUAGCAGUGGACACGGCAGUGAUAACAGCAGUGUUUUGAGUGGAGAACUCCCACCUGCAAUGGGGAAGACUGCAUUAUUUUACCACAGUGGAGGAAGCAGUGGCUAUGAGAGCAUGAUAAGAGACAGUGAAGCAACAGGAAGUGCCUCAUCUGCCCAAGAUUCAAUGAGUGAGAACAGCAGUUCUGUUAGUGGACGAAGAAGCCUCAAGAAUGCCAAGAAAAGAAACAACACUGGGUCUCAGCGGCGUCGCUUGAUUCCAGCCCUUUCUCUGGAUGCAACUUCGCCAGUCCGGAAACCCGCUAAUAGUCCGAGUGUGCGCUGGGUGGAUGGUCCUCUGCGACCAGCACAACGAGGACUGACAGAGCCCUUUGAAAUCAAAGUGUAUGAGAUUGAUGAUGUGGAGCGUCUUCAGAGGAGGAGAAGGGGCAUAGGAAAUCGGGAGUUUAUAUAUUUUAAUGCCAAGCUAAAAAUCUUAGAGCACCGGCAGCAGCGUAUCUCAGAGGUCCGAGCCAAAUAUGAAUGGCUGAUGAAAGAGCUGGAGGUGACAAAGCAACAUCUGAUGCUGGAGCCGAACAAGUGGAUAAGUGAAUUCGAUUUGCAACAAACCUUUGAGGUCGACUCUCUCGAAUAUCUGGAGGCCCUGGAGUGUGUGACUGACAGGCUGGAGAACCGUGUCAACUUUUGCAAGGCUCACCUUAUGAUGAUUACCUGCUUUGACAUCACUUCUCGGCGGCGAUAAGAACUCAAACGUGGAUUCCCCUCUGAGACACGCGAGAUGGAGACGGUCCUUUGUAAUGUCUAUAAACAGGUCAGCGAAGCGGAGUUACUGGAUGACAGAAUGGACAGGUUGAAUGCUAAAGAAGCACGAUCCAGAAGGGCACUGUUGUUGUUAAGUCUGUUAAAGGAAGGGAUUUCUCUUUGUGCGUGUACGGGAUUUCACAAUUUGUAAUCUCCUGCAAGAUGGAAAGAGCACUUUUGAGUCUAGGAUUGUACAUAUGGAUGGAUGACAGACUGCCAGCAAAGAGCCGCCAAAUCAAGAAUAAAGGACUACAAGUGCCUUGCUAAGAUUUCAAUAUCCAAACAUUUCCGUAUUUGUGUACAGAUGGUGCUAGCUUAAAAGAGGAAAAUAAAAAUGCAGCUUAUUUAAAUUGAUGUUUUCCAACUUGCUGUUUAACAGUAGUUUGUAUUUGUAUUGUUAUAAACUAGUCAGGAAGCAGCAUAUUAUUGACUGUUUCAUUUUGGUUUGUUGUUUUUUUUUUUAUUUUAUUUUUUUACCUGUUUUAAAACUGUAAGGCCACAGAACGAUGCCUAGGGUCUCUUUACCAGCACGGUCAUCUACUGUCCAAGCAACCACCACCUUGACGUUUAUGCAGGCACACAAAUCCAUUGUGUGGUCGCCGGCAAAGCAAACAGUGUGUGGGCGACCCAACGGCAGAAUCCAAUGGUGUCAGCCCACCUUCAUAUCAGUCAGGAGCAGUUUACAAAAAAAAAAAAACACUUGCGUAAAAUAUAUCAGAGAAUGUAUGGCAAGCCUAAGAUUGUAAGAUGGGAAGCAGUGCAUGUCUGCCUUAAAGACACUGAAGGCUUUAUUCAUUGACUUCUUCUGCUAAAUAAAACAUUCCUUAUGAAAGGGGGUAAGAGAAACAUAGAGUGCCACUUAGAUCUAUUCUAAAGUAACACAAUUAUUUUAAUUAUUCUUAGAGUGGAUCAUUAGUAGUGUACUGCACCAAUCGCUAGUCUGUGGUUCGGUCUUUUGCACCGGUGUGGAAUGUGAAGGAGUUUUUAGUCGAAUCGUUCAUGUCUUACGGGACGGUGGGCCGGUGGUGCCCUCAAACACUUUGCUGUUAUUUCAGAAGUUACUUCCACUCACAGUGUGCCAUCGAGGCAGCAUGGCUUGACAGUAUUUAGUAACGAUGGCCGCGUCGAGAGAGAGACAGAGAGAGAGAGGGAUUUGGUUUGCUGUUUUCCUGAUGAAGUCCUUGCCUGCUCGACGGUGUCCACCACAUAAUGCCUGUGUAAGAUGAUUCAGUUAUUCUUUACUAUUUUGUUUCUUUUAAUGUUUUUUCCUCAGAGAAAUCCCCUAACCAAAAUUUUUUUCCAGAUCUAGUUAAUAGAAAAAUGUAAUUUUUCUGUACCUAUCAGCACAGUUCUAAGACAAUGCAUCGAUUUUUUCUGUGGUCAUAUUUCAGUGGUGCACAAUUUUAUUAAUAUUUGUUACUAUCUAUGGUGCUUGAGGCAUUUUUGGCUCUAAAUGUUUAUAUUCUAGCUUGUUUUCUAUGCGGAAUUUUCCCCUUUUCUCCUUUCACCCCCUUCACCCUUUACUCAUUUAUCUGGUGCGCCCAGACAGCCAACGCUGUUUUUGCUAACAUACCCUUCCUCCUCCUCCUCCUCCUCUUAUUGUAUGAAGGAUAUAAUUUAUUUGUAAACUCAGGAUGCUUAUGUUUGACCAAGUUGCUUGUAUUUUUUAAUUUAUUUACACUUCAUGGUUUGCUAAGUGCUAUGCAUUAAAAUCUGUACAGUUGCCAAUUCCAUUUCAUAAAUAUAUAAAUAUAUAUAAAUAAAUAUAUUUUCUUUUCUUUAAAUGCACCUGCCACUGAAUUAUAUUGGAAAGUUGGAUGCAUCAAGACUGACAGGGGCAAUCCCGAGCUGAAAGGGUCUUUUAAUCCUGCUUGAUGGGAUAUGACAGACCACACUAAAGGAAUCUUAAUGUAGCAGCACGGGUGUCAAUCAGCUAGGCACACUGACGGCAAAUUUCCAGUUUGGUCAAGUUAGUGGCACGUUAAUGGUGCUUGAUGCUGGUUCAAAAGUUCAUAUAUUAAGUUUCUGUCAAGACAAAAGUUGAAUGUAGGCUUUCUGCCAAAUUCUCGGCGCUUCUGCUCCAAGCUGAUAGGUCGAACCUGGGAGACGACGUAGCCACAUUGAUUCCAGCCUGUGUGCCAGACAGCUGCACAUGCUACAUAUCUGCCACUUCUGUCCUAAAAAUCAGGGUUCAACAUGAAAUUGUUAUGAGGAGUUAGAAUCCAUCACCUUACAGAUAAAAAUGAAAUUGAACUCCCUGACUUGGCUGCCAUUUCCACUCCACGAGUUUAAGCAGAAAUGUUUCUGUGAGCGACUGCUAAUUGCUCUCAACCAUUUUGCUCAUCUUUAACUUCAGAUCAAAUAAAUACUCUUAGUCGGCAGAAAUACGGAAAUAAUGAUUGUACCUAAAGCCUGCUUGUCCAGAUAGGAUACCUUGUCAGCUCCUAAUGAGUAAUGGCUUACCAAUAUGAUUCACUGAUGUUUGCCAGACACCUGAUAUUUGUACAGAAAUGUGUAUGAUAGUCAAUUUAUGUAGCCUGUUCUUGUGAAUAAACAUUAUAUUUUACAUCCAU
This is a messenger RNA of Polypterus senegalus (gray bichir), 9358 nucleotides long. It is a transcript of the gene kif26ba, whose product is annotated as kinesin family member 26Ba. Gene Ontology annotation, molecular function: microtubule motor activity; microtubule binding; ATP binding. The transcript has 15 exons. Gene Ontology annotation, biological process: microtubule-based movement. Lineage: Eukaryota; Metazoa; Chordata; Cladistia; Polypteriformes; Polypteridae. Bases 445 to 6726 code for a protein of 2093 amino acids. The record is from RefSeq and is a predicted model, not a curated record.